This is a messenger RNA of Haemonchus placei, 603 nucleotides long. The record is from the annotation of a GenBank genome assembly. Lineage: Eukaryota; Metazoa; Nematoda; Chromadorea; Rhabditida; Trichostrongylidae.
AUGAUGCUUGGGAGAUCCCAGUCCUUGACCCGAUGUAUCUACUUCCUGUGUCCAACAAAUCAACUCUUUAGGGUCCAGUCUAAUGCGACUAAAUCUUUGAAUGGUAGCCGUCGUCGUGCUCCAUCGUUUGCGAGCGCUUCUGAUAUUGUCCUCGCAUCCCCAGCAGCUGUACGGCCAUAUUUGCAGAUUAUGCGGCUUGACAAGCCAAUCGGCACCUGGUUGCUGUACUGGCCAUGUACGUGGUCCAUCGCUCUUGCUACUCCAGCCGGUCAUCUUCCCUCUUUAUAUUACCUAGCACUUUUUGGCGUGGGAGCGAUUCUGAUGCGCAGUGCUGGUUGCGUAAUCAAUGACUUAUUUGAUAAGGAAUAUGAUAAAAGGGUUGAGCGCACGAAAAACCGUCCUCUCGCCUGUGGUUCAUUGACAGACAAGCAGGCAAUAGCACUUUUGGGUGGAUUGCUAGCGACAUCUCUAACUGUCCUCUUGCAGAUGAACUGGUUCAGUGUUGCGGUUGGCUCAGCAUCAAUGUUUUUAGUAGUUGUAUAUCCACUGGCGAAGCGGUACACUUAUUGGCCUCAGUUCGUCUUAGGUGAGCUUUCUUUAUAG